Pseudopipra pipra is the source of this 2427-nucleotide messenger RNA. Its product is annotated as basic proline-rich protein-like. Bases 1 to 2427 code for a protein of 808 amino acids. The record is from RefSeq and is a predicted model, not a curated record. NCBI's taxonomy places the organism in Eukaryota, Metazoa, Chordata, Aves, Passeriformes, Pipridae. The transcript has a single exon.
AUGAGAAACUUCAAACGUGCAAAAACACCACCAUCGCGUAAAGACGAAAUGAGAGCACAAAUACCUCAAGAUUCCCGUACGGCCAGAGAGGGGUCCCCCACCGCCCGGCUCCGAGGAGGGGGUCCCCCAAGGGGGAUGGAGCCCAGUGGAAGGAAACUCGCACGGCGGGCAGGGGCGGGGGGCUGCGGUCCCCACACUAAGUCCGCAGCCGCCGAGCCCGGUGACAGGAACGUCCUCGGAGCAGCUUCUCCGCAGGGCCCCCCCGGCACCGCCGCGCCCGGACAACCCGGGGAGGGUGGCGGCGGAGGGGCACGGCCCCGCACAGCUCGGGGGGCGGCCGGCACCGCAUCGCCUCCCCCCGCUCCCGGUGCCCCGCGCGGGGCGGCACCGCCUCCGCCUGUCCCGUCCCGUCCCGUCCGUCCCGCCCCCGCCCCGCGGCCCCCCCGCCCCGCACACACGGCAGGGACGCUCCUGCACUUUCCGCCCACUCCCCCGUCCCGUCCCCCCCCCCCCCGCGCCGGAUUUCUCCGGGAAUCACCCACGCACGACCCGCCCGCUCCUUCCGGCCGUGCCCCGCGGGGCCGGGGCCGGGCUGCCCGCGCCCCCCGCCCGCCCCGCACCUACUCUGCAGUGGGCUGCUCCCGCCGCCGGCCGCCCGGGGCUCCCCUCGGCGCCGUCCCGGGGCCGCAGACUCAGCCCCGCCGAAGUUCCUGCCCGCGGCCCCCCCGCCCAGGCUCCUCCUUUCCCAUCGACGGGGCGGGUGGGCGAGCCUGUCCCCGCCACCGCCUCGCUGCCGCCGCCGCCGGGGGGGCGCGGGGCCGCCCCGCCGCACCCGCACCGCGCCUUCGGCCGCGCCUUCGCCGCGCGCGGGGGCCGAGCGGGCGGCGGGAGGGAGGGAGGGAGGGAGGGGAGGAAGGAGGGAAAGAGGGAGGGAGGGAUGUAGGGGGGGAGGAGGGAGGGAGGGAGCGGCCCCCGCCCCCCGCACACGCCGCCCCCUCCCGCGCGGUCACAUGGGGAGAGCCCGCGCGCGCUCCGCCGCCCGCCCACGCGCGGCCGCCGCGUGACGCAGCGCCCGGCGGGGGCGGCACCGACACCGGCAGCGACCCCCGGCGGACACCGACCGGGACACCGACCGGGACACCCCCCCCCGGGGACACCGACCGGGACACCCCCAGACACCCCCCGGAACACCGACCGGGACACCCCCCCCCCGGGACACCGACCGGGACACCGACCGGGACACCCCCCCCCCGGGACACCGACCGGGACACCCCCAGACACCCCCCGGAACACCGACCGGGACACCCCCCCCCCGGGACACCGACCGGGACACCCCCCCCCGGGACACCCCCGGGACACCGACCGGGACACCGACCGGGACACCCCCCCCGGGACACCCCCGGGAUACCGACCGGGACACCCCCCGGGAUACCGACCGGGACACCCCCCGGGACACCGACCGGGACAUCCCCCCGGGACACCCCCGGGACACCGACCGGGACACCCCCCCCGGGACACCGACCGGGACAUCACUCGGGACACCCCCCGACACCCCCCGGGACACCGACCGGGACACCCCCCCCGGGACACCCCCGGGACACCCCCGGACACCGACCGGGACACCCCCCCCCCCGGGACACCGACCGGGACACCCCCCUGGGACACCCCCGGGACACAGACCGGGACACCCUCCCCCGGGACACCCCCGGACACCCCCCGGAACACCGACCGGGACACCCCCGGACACCCCCGGGACACCCCCCCGGGACACCCCCGGACACCGACCGGGAUACCCCCGGACGCCCCCCGGAACACCGACCGGGAGAACCCCUGGACCCCUCGGACACCGACCGGGACAGCCCCGGGACACAGCCCGGGACCCCACUGGGACACAGCCCGGGACACAGCCCGGGACACCGACCGGGACACCCCCGGGACCCCCCGGACACCGACCGGGACACCCCCGGGACCCCCUGGACACCGACCGGGACAGCCCCGGGACACAGCCCGGGACCCCACUGGGACACAGCCCGGGACCCCACCGGGACACACCCCGGGACACGGACCGGGACAUCACCCGGGACCCCCCGGACACUGACUGGGACACCCCUGGGACACCCCCCCGAGACCCCCCGGACACUGACUGGGACACCCCUGGGACCCCCCGGACACCGUCGGGGACACCCCCCGGGAUCCGCCGCCCCCGUGGGAAAACGCCGUUUCAAACAUUCCGCUCAGUGCCGGGCUGUGACCGAGCGGCGCGGACCUCGCCGGGUUGCGGGCACACGGCCCCGGGGGCGGUGUCGGGACGGGCCGGCCCGGGGUGCAAAACACAGCUGUACACAAAGCGGUGCAAAACGCCAGGUAGCAAUUCAAGCAGGGAGAAGUGAUACCGUGUAUUUAUUUUACGGAUGGAGAGUUGAUUAA